AUGAAUGCUGCCGGCCCGGACCUGGCAGAGACGCCAGAGGAGCGGCGUUUCCUCAGCACAGCCGAGGCAGCUGCCCUGGAGCGGGAGCUGCUCGAGGAUUACCGCUUUGGACGGCAGCAGCUGGCAGAGUUGUGUGGCCAUGCCAGUGCAGUGGCUGUGACCAAGGUAUUCCCCUUGGCAGCUCUCUCCCGGAAGCAGAGGACAGUACUGGUUGUAUGUGGCCCAGAGCAGAACGGGGCAGUGGGACUGGUCUGUGCCCGGCAUCUGCGGGUGUUUGAGUAUGAGCCAACCAUCUUUUACCCCGUGCGCUCGCCAGACCCACUGCACCAGGACUUGACCACCCAGUGUGAGAAGAUGGACAUCCCCUUCCUCUCAUACCUGCCCACAGAGGUCCAGCUCAUCAAUGAUGCAUACAAGCUAGUGGUGGAUGCUGUGCUGGGCCCUGGCUCAGAACCUGGCAAGGUUGGGGGCCCCUGCACACGAGCGCUGACCACUCUCAAGCUUCUGUCCAUUCCCCUUGUCAGCUUGGACAUCCCUUCAGGCUGGGACGCAGAAACUGGCAAUGACGCUGAGGACGGGUUACGUCCGGAUGUGCUGGUGUCGCUUGUGGCCCCUAAGCAAUGCGCUGGCCGUUUUUCCGGGCGCCACCACUUUGUGGCUGGCAGGUUCGUGCCCGACGAUGUGCGUCGAAAGUUCGCUCUUCGCCUGCUAGGAUACACGGGCACUGACUGCGUUGUGGCGCUGUAA
This is a messenger RNA of Chrysochloris asiatica (Cape golden mole), 747 nucleotides long. RefSeq names its product YjeF N-terminal domain containing 3 (gene YJEFN3). Gene Ontology annotation, cellular component: mitochondrion. Gene Ontology annotation, molecular function: NAD(P)HX epimerase activity. The transcript is spliced from 6 exons. The record is from RefSeq and is a predicted model, not a curated record. Bases 1 to 747 code for a protein of 248 amino acids. NCBI's taxonomy places the organism in Eukaryota, Metazoa, Chordata, Mammalia, Afrosoricida, Chrysochloridae.